GUCACUAACGAGAUCACGCCGGUGCUGUUCUACUCCUACCUGGCCGUGCUGGUGCCCAUGUUCCUGCUGACCGACCUGGUGCGCUACACGCCUGUCCUGGUGCUGCAGGCGCUGAGCUUCGUGUGCGUGUGGCUACUGCUGCUGUUCGGCCACUCGGUGCUGCACAUGCAGCUCAUGGAGUUCUUCUACGGCCUCACCAUGGCGGCCCGCAUUGCCUACUCCUCCUACAUCUUCUCCCUGGUGCAGCCCUCCCGCUACCAGCGCAUGGCCAGCUACUCGCGGACUGCAGUGCUGCUGGGUGUGUUCACCAGCUCGGUGCUGGGCCAGCUGCUGGUGAGCGUGGCCGGCCUGCGCCUGGUGACGCUCAACUACCUCUCGCUGGCCCUUCUCAGCCUCAGCCUGGUCCUCUCGCUCUUCCUCAAACGGCCCAAGCGCAGCCUCUUCUUCCACCGCCGGGCACCAGCCCGGGCCAAGGGGGCCACACCCGCCGAGCUGUGCCACAUGCAGCCCGGGCCACCGGACACAAGGCGCACCGGCUGGCGGGACUGGACGCUGGUGUGCAUGAUGCGGGAGCUGGCGGUCGGAGCACGGAGGCCGCAGCUGCGCCUCUGGUCCUUCUGGUGGGUCUUCAGCUCACCCGGCUACUACCUGGUGGUCUCCUACGUGCACAUCCUCUGGAAUGUGGUGAACCCCAAUGUCAGCUACAACGGCGGGGUGGAUGCCGCCUCCACGCUGCUGGGUGCCAUCACGUCCUUCGCCGCCGGCUUCCUGAAGCUCCGCUGGGCGCUGUGGGGGAAGCUGGUGAUCGUGUGCGUGACGGCAGCGCAGGCCUGGCUGGUCUUCCUCAUGUAUAACACCAACAACAUCUGGGUCUGCUAUUUGUCCUUUGUGCUCUUCCGCGGCGCCUACCAGUUCCUCGUGCCCUUGGCCACGUUCCAGAUCGCGGCGUCGCUGUCAAAGGAGCUCUGUGCGCUGGUCUUCGGCAUCAACACCUUUCUGGCCACCGUCCUCAAGACCAUCAUCACGCUCAUCGUUUCGGAUAAGCACGGCCUGGGGCUGUCGGUGAAGGAGCAGGUAGUCUAUCUAGUUCACCUCUCGCCACAUUUGGAGGCGCCAAGUCCAGGACCAGCGUUUCACCAGCCCCAUCCCCUCUUUCCUGUGGGAGCUCCAUGCAAGCAUGCUGGUGGCAGGAGCCCUAAUCUGGGUGCUGGGGAAAAGAACGCCAGGCUGCAGGGAGGGUAGCAAGGAGCCCGGGGAGGGACCCCGAGGUCUCUACGGGUGAGUGUGAGUCUCUCGAGUCAGUCUGUGUUGAAUCUCACCACUGGUCUCUGGCGAGUGGGAGCUGCAAGUGUUGGUCUCUGGUGAGUGUGAGAAGUGAGUCUUAUAUGUUGGUCCUGUGUGUUGGUCUCUGUGGUGUGAGUCUCAUGUGUUGGUCCCUGUGGUGAGCGUGAGUCUCAGGUAUAGGUUUCUGUGUGUGUGUGUG
Suncus etruscus (white-toothed pygmy shrew) is the source of this 1483-nucleotide messenger RNA. It is a transcript of the gene SLC19A1, whose product is annotated as solute carrier family 19 member 1. Gene Ontology annotation, biological process: folate transmembrane transport. Bases 58 to 1242 code for a protein of 394 amino acids. Gene Ontology annotation, molecular function: folic acid binding; folate:monoatomic anion antiporter activity. The record is from RefSeq and is a predicted model, not a curated record. NCBI's taxonomy places the organism in Eukaryota, Metazoa, Chordata, Mammalia, Eulipotyphla, Soricidae. The transcript has 4 exons. Gene Ontology annotation, cellular component: basolateral plasma membrane; plasma membrane; apical plasma membrane.